UUUUGGAACGUAAACAUGACACUGGGACUGGUGAUUCUCCUGGUAGUCCUACUGGUCACCGCCUAUGUGGCCCUACACAAUCAUUACUCCUACUGGCGGCGAAUAGGAAUCAGUGAGAUUAAGCCCAAGUGGAUAGUGGGUAACUUGUGGGGACUGCUCAACUUGCAGAAGAGUCCCGCGGAGUUCAUAUUCCAGCUGUAUAACCAUCCCGAGGCGGAGAACGAACCCUUCGUGGGCAUUCAUGUGUUCCAUAAGCCGGCUUUGCUUUUGAGGGACCCCGAAUUGGUCAGGAAUAUCAUGGUCAAAGAUUUUUCGGGGUUCUCCAAUCGGUAUUCGAACUCCGAUCAUAAGGGUGAUCCAUUAGGGUCACAAAAUAUCUUCUUUCUAAAGAAUCCCGCCUGGAAGGAGGUUCGUCUGAAGCUUUCGCCCUUCUUCACCGGAAAUCGACUGAAGCACAUGUUCCCGCUCAUCGAGGAGGUGGGCGCCAGCUUGGAUGCCCAUCUUCGCCAGCAACCGCUGCACAAUGAGCGGAUACGCUGCUUCGAUUUGGAAGCCAAGGAGCUGUGUGCCUUGUUCACCACGGAUGUUAUAGCCACCGUGGCGUUUGGAGUACAGGCAAAUAGUCUCACAGAGCCGAAUGGAGAGUUCCGGCGUAAUGGAAGAUCCGUAUUCGAGUUCAGUCUUCUGCGAGCGGCGGAGUUCACACUGGUGUUUUUCCUGCCCCAUCUAGUUCCUUUCUUCGGUUUCAAGGUGGUUCCGGCGGAGGCCACACGCUUUCUACGCAAGACCAUCAACUACGUAAUGGCGGAGAGGGAGAAAUCCGGACAAAAACGCAACGAUCUGAUCGACAUCCUAAUCGAGUUCCGAAGGAGCACUCAGCAGGCCAAGGCUUCGGGGAUCAAGGAUCAGUUUGUGUUCGAAGGCGACAUCCUGGUGGCCCAGGCGGUGUUAUUCUUCACCGCCGGUUUCGAGUCCUCCUCCAGUACGAUGGCGUUUGCCAUGUACGAGUUGGCCAAGGAUGCAGAUAUCCAGCAGCGACUAAGGGAGGAGGUCAGGAGUGCUUUGGUUGAAAGUGGUGGACAGGUGACGCUCAAAAUGAUAGAGUCGCUGGAGUACAUGCAGAUGGUCCUGCUGGAGGUGCUGCGAAUGUAUCCACCGCUGCCGUUUUUGGACCGCGAGUGCACCUCUGGAAGGGACCACCCACUGGCUCCGUUCCACAACUUCGUGGUGCCCAAGGGCAUGCCCGUCUUUAUACCUUGCUACGCCCUUCACAUGGAUCCCCAGUAUUUCCCCCAACCCCGAAAGUUCCAGCCGGAACGAUUCUCCCCUGAAAAUAGAAAGCUCCACACGCCCUACACCUACAUGCCCUUUGGCCUCGGUCCGCAUGGAUGCAUCGGAGAACGGUUCGGAAUGAUCCAGACCAAGGUGGGUCUGGUGAAUCUCCUGCGCAACCACCUAAUAACCACAUCGGAACGCACCCCCCAUCGCAUGCAACUGGAGCCCAAGGCCAUUAUUACCCAAUCCAAGGGAGGUAUCCACCUCCGAUUGGUCCGAGAUCCUUUGGGGGUCUAACUCACCUGG
Molecule: messenger RNA, 1581 nt
Organism: Drosophila rhopaloa
Lineage: Eukaryota; Metazoa; Arthropoda; Insecta; Diptera; Drosophilidae
Gene: Cyp6g2
Product: probable cytochrome P450 6g2
Exons: 2
Coding region: 16-1572 (518 amino acids)
Biological process (GO): insecticide catabolic process; response to DDT
Molecular function (GO): monooxygenase activity; heme binding; iron ion binding
Source: RefSeq, a predicted model, not a curated record